This is a messenger RNA of Neohortaea acidophila, 1257 nucleotides long. RefSeq lists its product as uncharacterized. NCBI's taxonomy places the organism in Eukaryota, Fungi, Ascomycota, Dothideomycetes, Mycosphaerellales, Teratosphaeriaceae. Bases 145 to 1005 code for a protein of 286 amino acids. The transcript has 4 exons. The record is from RefSeq and is a predicted model, not a curated record.
CGCAGCGAUCACCUUGUUACCAAUAAACCUCAUGUAAGGUAGAUCAGCUACUACCUCUUAGUACCUCUUAAUAUCCCAUCUAUUACCAGCACCCUCCCUUUCCUUGCCCCUUCAUUCUCCGCUGUCUUGUUGUCUGCCUUAACCAUGACAUCAUUCGAAGUGGAAGACGACGCUCUGAAGACGCUGAAGGACAAGGUCAUUAUUGUCACCGGAGGAUCGUCUGGAAUCGGCCUCGCGGCCGUCAAGGUCUUGCUAUCUCGCGGAGCCAAAGUGGUUGUGGGAGACGUUCAUACAGAGCCCCUUUCACCCUCCGACGCCUUCUAUCAGCAAGUGGAUGUGAGGGAUUGGUCCUCUCAACUACACAUGUUCAAGCAGACCAUUGCAAAAUUUGGUCGCAUCGACCACGUCUUCGCGAAUGCCGGCAUCGUCGGCGUGGCUACGUACUUUGAGGAAGAAUUUGACAAGAAUGGCGACCUGCUGCCGCCAGACAGCAGGACUCUGGAUGUGAAUUUGAUUGGCGUCAUUUAUACCUGCAAACUCGCCCUCCACUUCCUGCAGAAGAACCCGGAUGGAGGCAGUAUCGUUAUCACGGCAUCCGCAGCAAGUCUGGGUCCCUUUGCGCUCACGGACUAUAAUGUGUCUAAGCACGGCGUUCUUGGUCUGAUGCGUGGUCUCACUGCCAACCUGGCGCAGUUUCCCGGCAACAAGCUUCGUGUGAACUGCCUCGCUCCCCUUUGGACGGCUUCAGGCAUGGUGCCAGAAGAGAAGAUGAAAGGUCUUGGCGUGUCCACUCAGUCACCCAACGUCGUUGCGAACUGCGCCGCCGGGUUGAUGGCCGACGAGACACGCAAUGGACAAGUCAUCUAUUCGAGGCGAGGGGAGUGCAAGGACGUCGAGGGCGCGUUGCUGGAGCGAGCACUCGCUCUGAUGGCGGUCGAGGCGGAGGACAACCCGCCGGACGACGAAGCGCAGGUGAGGAUGAACGAGAUGCUCAUGGGCAGGUAGACUGGCUGCUUGAUCUCGAGUAAAAUAGCGUUUGCUCAACACAUAGCCAUCUGUGCGCUUUAGGAGGGAUUGAUAGUGCUCACUCAUUCAUCAGCAAAGGGUGGGGUUGGUGGGCGAAGACACGAUCAGCCGCGAAAUUAAUAAAGGCGGGGUAUGAUGUCGGAAGUGAAGCUCCGUCAAAACAAACUUCCUAGUUGGGAAGCUUACUGGAGGUCGUCGGAUAGCCUCACGUCCCGCUGACCAUUCCGGCGA